CUUGAUUUUUCUUUUGUGUCUUUGUGUGCAUCCAACAUAAAAUGGACCAGUGCCAGUGUGUGUGCGAUCAAGUGAAGCAACGGUUGAUGCGCAUGAUCCAGCAGCAAGCUCAAGACCAGUGCACCGACACCGAGUGCCUUCGCGGCGUUGAGCAUCCGGCGGGACUGGCGGGCGGCUUUGACCCAAUGCUGAUCGCUGCGCUCGUGUGGCUCGCAGUUGCUGCCGUCCUGUUUGCCAUGCGGCCAGCGCGCUCGGCCACUGCGGCACAUGCUGCUGCCAAUGCUGCGGAUGCUGCGCCGACCAAGCCAGGCCGGAGUGGCGACCGCGACGACCACCCCCGCCAGCCACCGCCGCCACCAGAGGUUGACUAACAACAAAAAAGUCAGUGUCAUCUGGUCUUCUCAGACUUGGGGAUUGUCAAGUCUGCUGGGCUUUUUUUCAGAACUUGGAUUCUUGGAUUUAGAAGGGUCGUCUCUAGCUUGGAUCAAGUUGUUUUGAACCAAGUUCUCAUCAAAUCUCAAGAGUCUCUUCUUGUGCAGUUUGUUUUUUGAUAUAUGCGAGUAUCACGAUCGCCGUACACUCAUCCACGAGUGAGGGUGUGUAUUUGUUGUUUCUUUUGCUUCGUUGUUGUUGUUGCUGUUGUUGUUGCUGGUUUGGCGUUAUGUUGACAAAAGUUUGUUAUGAAAUUAUUAUUUUUCUUGCAGCCCCCCUUUUUUGAGAGUGUGGGCUGGGUUAUUCUAUCAAGCGUUGCAUUAACACACACAAUAGAGAGAUAAAAUUAC
Capsaspora owczarzaki ATCC 30864 is the source of this 782-nucleotide messenger RNA. RefSeq lists its product as hypothetical. The transcript is spliced from 3 exons. Gene Ontology annotation, cellular component: endoplasmic reticulum. The record is from RefSeq and is a predicted model, not a curated record. Lineage: Eukaryota; Filasterea; Ministeriida; Capsasporidae. Bases 42 to 371 code for a protein of 109 amino acids.